CUCAGGAAGUUUGGGGGAGGGGCGCUCCGCUCGCUCCAGUUCGCGGGAGGGUGAGGGAGGACGACGGCAGCGGCAGGUCUCGGAGCUGUGUCGCGUCCCGCCCUCGGGCGGGCUCGGGUGCUCCCGGCGGCGGGGUCUGCGGGGCGCGGGCAGAGCGCGCCGGGCGGCAUGGAGGGACUGGUCCUGCUCAACGCCCUGGCCACCCGGCUGCUCUUCGUGCUGCACUCGCUGGUUGGAGUCUGGCGAGUGACCGAGGUGAAGAAGGAGCCGUGGUACUGGCUGCUGGCGCUGCUCAACCUCUUGCUUUUUCUGGAGACGGCGCUGACCCUCAAAUUCAAGCGCGGCAGAGGCUACAAGUGGUUUUCACCAGCCAUAUUUUUAUAUCUCAUUAGCAUUGUUCCAUCAUUAUGGCUUCUUGAAAUGCACCAUGAGACCCAGUAUUGCAGUAGCCAAUCUGAAGGAAUGUCAAAGAACACCAGCACCAAAGAAGACUUCAAUCAAACUCUGUUGUCAACUGAACAAACCAACAGAGCGGAUGAUCUCAUUGAGACGGCCAAAGUUUUUGUAAAUAACUUAUCUACAGUAUGCGAGAAAGUUUGGACUUUGGGACUCCAUCAGACAUUCCUGCUAAUGCUAAUAAUUGGAAGAUGGCUUCUACCCAUUGGAGGCGGGAUUACUCGGGAUCAACUCUCUCAACUUCUCCUUAUGUUUGUGGGGACAGCUGCUGACAUACUGGAAUUCACAAGUGAGACCCUGGAAGAAGAAAAUGUGAGGAAUAGCCCUGCUCUGGUCUAUGCCAUCCUUGUUAUAUGGACCUGGAGUAUGCUGCAGUUCCCACUUGACCUGGCAGUACAGCAUGUUGUGUGCCCUGUGUCUAUGGCAACAAGGGGGUUCCCCAGUCGGUUCUUUUGCCAAUACAGUGCCGACCUGUGGAACAUUGGAAUCAGCGUCUUCAUACAAGACGGUCCCUUCCUUGUUGUGCGACUCAUCCUGAUGACCUAUUUCAAAGUGAUCAACCAGAUGCUGGUGUUCUUUGCUGCCAAGAAUUUCCUGGUGGUGGUGUUACAGCUCUACCGCCUGGUGGUGUUGGCCUUGGUUGUCCAUGCUUCCUUGCGGAGUCAGCAAGAACGCCUGAAAGGAGAGCACAGACGCCCAGGUGUACCAGCUGAGAGUGGGGUCUCACCUGGGGCCUGGGCAGGUGGUUCGAAGGAGGGCUUGGCUAUUCCUUUACAGGCCUUGCCGGUCACCUCUGACGACUCUCCCCUGACCCCGUAGUUAGUCACCGAGAGCAGCAUGCCGCCAGAAGGCUUGACUUUCCGGUUCCUAUAGACAGAAUCUUCUCUCUCUCUCUUUCUCUUUUUUUUUAACCUUGGCAUAUAAUAAUUUUCAAAAGAACAACAUAAAAAGUGAUCUUAAACCAAAGCCGAGGAACUUCUUUUUCAACGGAAUGAAAAGAACUUUGAUUAGUGGCUGUCGCUACCACGUCUGUGUGAUGGCAUCAGAUGCUACAGUUGUUCAACCGCUAAGUGAUUUGUUUGUCUUGAACUGUUUGAAAAGCUGCGGACAGGGUUACAGUGACACAUGCCCUCAAGACAUUUAAUGCAGACAAACUGUCCUGGCUGUUACCUGAGAAUAGAGAAGCUUUGAACUUUGGCUCUAUUGUCAGCCUAUCUCAUCUGAUCUUUCCUGCAAUGUCCCCCUGACAUCAAAAAAUGUACAUUCAGUGAAUGCAGAAUAAAUGAAGGGAAAAGUGCCUUUAAAAUUACCUCACUGUGGGCUGGAAGCAGUGAAAAUCUCUGCCCAGCUGCCAUAGCAUCAG
Molecule: messenger RNA, 1819 nt
Organism: Aethalodelphis obliquidens (Pacific white-sided dolphin)
Lineage: Eukaryota; Metazoa; Chordata; Mammalia; Artiodactyla; Delphinidae
Gene: TMEM26
Product: transmembrane protein 26
Exons: 6
Coding region: 169-1275 (368 amino acids)
Source: RefSeq, a predicted model, not a curated record